CCCGGCCUGCACUGCGAUAUUUCCCGCGCGGGGUACCUCAGUUCUCCUACGCCGCGCCGCCGCGGCCGCCGCCAUGGGGUUCCUGAAACUGAUUGAGAUCGAGAACUUUAAGUCGUACAAGGGUCGACAGAUUAUCGGACCAUUUCAGAGGUUCACCGCCAUCAUUGGACCCAAUGGCUCUGGUAAGUCAAAUCUCAUGGAUGCCAUCAGCUUUGUACUAGGAGAAAAAACCAGCAACCUUCGAGUAAAGACCCUACGGGAUCUGAUUCAUGGUGCUCCUGUGGGCAAGCCAGCUGCCAAUCGGGCCUUUGUCAGCAUGGUCUAUUCUGAGGAAGGUGCUGAAGAUCGCACCUUUGCCCGUGUCAUUGUAGGAGGUUCUUCUGAAUACAAGAUCAACAACAAAGUGGUCCAACUACAUGAAUACAGUGAAGAGUUAGAGAAGUUGGGCAUUCUCAUCAAAGCUCGUAACUUCCUCGUCUUCCAGGGUGCUGUGGAGUCUAUUGCCAUGAAGAACCCCAAGGAGAGGACAGCUCUAUUUGAAGAGAUUAGUCGCUCUGGGGAGCUGGCACAGGAGUAUGAUAAGCGAAAGAAGGAAAUGGUAAAGGCUGAAGAAGAUACACAAUUUAAUUAUCAUCGUAAGAAAAAUAUUGCAGCUGAACGUAAGGAGGCCAAACAGGAGAAAGAAGAGGCAGAUCGUUACCAGCGCCUGAAGGACGAGGUGGUACGUGCUCAAGUACAGUUGCAGCUCUUCAAGCUUUACCAUAAUGAAGUAGAAAUUGAAAAACUCAAUAAGGAACUGGCUUCUAAGAACAAAGAGAUUGAGAAGGACAAGAAACGGAUGGACAAAGUAGAGGAUGAGCUGAAGGAGAAGAAGAAAGAGCUGGGCAAAAUGAUGCGGGAGCAGCAGCAGAUUGAGAAGGAGAUCAAGGAGAAGGAUUCAGAGCUGAAUCAGAAGCGACCUCAGUACAUCAAAGCUAAGGAGAAUACCUCCCACAAGAUUAAAAAGCUGGAAGCAGCGAAAAAAUCUCUUCAGAAUGCUCAGAAGCACUAUAAGAAGCGUAAAGGUGAUAUGGAUGAGCUGGAGAAGGAGAUGUUAUCUGUGGAGAAGGCCCGACAGGAGUUUGAAGAACGGAUGGAAGAGGAGAGUCAGAGUCAGGGCAGAGACUUGACCCUGGAAGAGAACCAGGUGAAGAAAUACCAUCGGUUGAAAGAAGAAGCCAGCAAGAGAGCAGCUACUUUGGCCCAAGAGCUAGAGAAGUUCAAUAGAGACCAGAAAGCUGAUCAGGACCGUCUGGAUCUAGAAGAGCGGAAGAAAGUAGAAACAGAGGCCAAGAUCAAGCAAAAGCUUCGAGAGAUUGAAGAGAAUCAGAAACGGAUUGAGAAGCUGGAAGAAUACAUUACGACCAGCAAGCAAUCCCUAGAGGAGCAGAAGAAGUUAGAGGGAGAACUGACAGAGGAAGUAGAGAUGGCCAAACGGCGUAUUGAUGAGAUCAAUAAGGAACUAAAUCAGGUGAUGGAGCAGUUGGGAGAUGCCCGUAUUGACCGCCAGGAGAGCAGUCGCCAGCAGCGAAAGGCAGAGAUAAUGGAAAGCAUCAAGCGCCUUUACCCUGGCUCUGUGUAUGGCCGCCUCAUUGACCUCUGCCAGCCCACACAAAAGAAAUACCAGAUAGCGGUGACAAAGGUUUUGGGCAAGAACAUGGAUGCCAUUAUUGUAGAUUCCGAGAAAACAGGCCGAGACUGUAUUCAGUAUAUCAAGGAGCAGCGUGGGGAGCCUGAGACCUUCUUGCCUCUUGACUACCUAGAGGUGAAACCUACAGAUGAGAAACUUCGGGAGCUCAAGGGAGCCAAGCUAGUGAUUGAUGUGAUCCGCUAUGAGCCACCUCAUAUUAAAAAAGCCCUGCAGUAUGCUUGUGGCAAUGCCCUUGUCUGUGACAAUGUGGAAGAUGCCCGUCGGAUUGCCUUUGGAGGCCACCAGCGCCACAAGACGGUGGCACUCGAUGGGACCCUGUUCCAGAAGUCAGGAGUCAUCUCUGGUGGGGCCAGUGACCUGAAGGCCAAGGCAAGGCGCUGGGAUGAGAAAGCAGUGGACAAGUUGAAAGAAAAGAAGGAACGUUUGACAGAGGAGCUGAAAGAACAGAUGAAAGCAAAGAGGAAAGAGGCAGAGCUGCGUCAGGUGCAGUCUCAGGCCCAUGGACUGCAGAUGCGACUCAAGUACUCACAGAGUGACCUGGAACAGACUAAGACAAGACAUCUGGCCCUAAAUCUCCAGGAAAAGUCUAAGCUGGAGAGUGAGCUGGCCAACUUUGGGCCUCGCAUUAAUGAUAUCAAGAGAAUCAUUCAAAGCCGCGAGAGAGAAAUGAAGGACUUGAAGGAGAAGAUGAACCAGGUAGAAGAUGAGGUGUUUGAAGAGUUUUGUCGGGAGAUUGGUGUGCGCAACAUCCGGGAGUUUGAAGAAGAGAAGGUGAAGCGGCAGAAUGAAAUUGCCAAGAAGCGUUUGGAGUUUGAAAAUCAGAAGACUCGCUUGGGCAUCCAGUUGGAUUUUGAAAAGAACCAAUUGAAGGAGGACCAGGAUAAAGUACACAUGUGGGAACAGACAGUGAAGAAGGAUGAAAAUGAGAUAGAAAAGCUCAAGAAGGAAGAACAAAGACAUAUGAAGAUCAUAGAUGAGACCAUGGCCCAGCUACAAGAUCUGAAGAAUCAGCACCUGGCCAAGAAGUCUGAAGUGAAUGACAAGAACCAUGAAAUGGAGGAGAUUCGUAAGAAACUGGGUGGUGCCAAUAAGGAAAUGACCCAUUUACAGAAGGAGGUGACAGCCAUUGAGACUAAGCUGGAACAGAAGCGCAGUGACCGCCACAACUUGCUACAGGCCUGCAAGAUGCAAGACAUCAAGUUGCCACUGUCAAAGGGCACCAUGGAUGAUAUCAGUCAAGAAGAGGGUGGCUCCCAGGGAGAGGAUUCAGUAAGUGGCUCCCAGAGAACUUCCAAUAUCUAUGCACGAGAGGCCCUCAUUGAAAUUGACUAUGGCGACCUGUGUGAGGAUCUCAAGGAUGCACAGGCCGAGGAAGAGAUCAAGCAGGAGAUGAACACAUUACAACAGAAGCUAAAUGAGCAGCAGAGUGUACUUCAGCGUAUUGCUGCUCCCAACAUGAAGGCCAUGGAAAAGCUGGAAAGUGUUCGUGACAAGUUCCAGGAGACUUCAGAUGAGUUUGAGGCAGCACGAAAGCGAGCAAAGAAGGCCAAGCAGGCGUUUGAACAGAUUAAGAAGGAGCGUUUUGACCGUUUCAAUGCCUGUUUUGAAUCUGUGGCUACCAACAUUGAUGAGAUCUAUAAGGCUCUGUCCCGCAAUAGCAGUGCCCAGGCAUUCCUGGGCCCUGAGAACCCUGAAGAGCCCUACUUGGAUGGCAUCAACUACAAUUGUGUGGCUCCUGGCAAACGCUUUCGGCCUAUGGAUAACUUGUCAGGUGGCGAAAAGACAGUGGCAGCACUGGCCUUGCUGUUUGCCAUCCAUAGCUACAAGCCAGCCCCCUUCUUUGUCCUGGAUGAGAUUGAUGCUGCUUUGGAUAACACCAACAUCGGCAAGGUGGCAAAUUACAUCAAGGAGCAGUCAACUUGCAACUUCCAGGCCAUUGUCAUCUCCCUGAAGGAGGAAUUCUACACCAAGGCUGAAAGCCUCAUUGGAGUCUAUCCUGAGCAAGGGGACUGUGUGAUCAGCAAAGUCUUGACCUUCGACCUCACCAAGUACCCAGAUGCCAACCCCAACCCCAACGAGCAGUAACAGUACUGCCCUCUCACCCUAAAUGGAUCCCUAAGCCUCCCCCUCCCCAUCUCUGGAUAAUUUAGAUCCCAGAUCUUCCCUUCCCUCCUGGCCCCUUUGUUAUAGUCAUGGGAUUUAGGUACAGCUAUCAAACACGAAGAGGAACAGAGGUGAUGUUAGGUCUAUCUGGAGGCAAAUAUCCUGAGCUACAGGGAACAUCCUAGCUUCUGAAAGGAGGUGCUGAGCUGAGGUAGCCUAAGUUGAACAGGGCCAUCUGUCCAUCAUCCCAUCCUUUCCUGGACCUCUCCCUCUUUACCCAUCAUCAUAGAUCUCUUGGGCCCCUUGACCAUAGUGUGUGUGGCGGUGUAUAUGUGCGUGCGUGCGUGCGUGUGUGUGUGUGUGCGUGCGUGCGUACGUGCGUGUGUGUGUGUUUGCAAAAUAAGUCAUUUGAGACCUGUUUUAGAAGGAACCUAGGCUGAAUUUGAUUCAAAGAGAGCUUAGGAUGACAGCACCCCAGAUAUGGGCAAAGGUACUCAGGACCUCAUAAGAGUCUUAGGCAGGGGGCUGGGAAGGUAGCUCAGUGGUAGAGCGCUUGCCUUGCAUGCCUGAGGCCCUG
Molecule: messenger RNA, 4370 nt
Organism: Dipodomys spectabilis (banner-tailed kangaroo rat)
Lineage: Eukaryota; Metazoa; Chordata; Mammalia; Rodentia; Heteromyidae
Gene: Smc1a
Product: structural maintenance of chromosomes 1A
Exons: 25
Coding region: 74-3775 (1233 amino acids)
Biological process (GO): sister chromatid cohesion
Cellular component (GO): chromosome; cohesin complex; nucleus
Molecular function (GO): ATP hydrolysis activity; protein binding; DNA binding
Source: RefSeq, a predicted model, not a curated record